UUUCUGUAGUCUUAUCCAAACAAAAAAUAAACCAUUCAAUAGGGCAUUAUACAGAUGAUGAUGAUGAGAAUUGAGAAAGCUCUCUGCUCUCCACAUUGUAGUUAUAAAUUCCCCAGGUUUGAAACUCCAUUUCUCAAUUGAAUUGACUACAAAGUGAGAUUUAACUCAAAUGACCCAAUAAAUCUCAACAGUUAGAAAGAGAAUGGAGAUUAUGCAAAUGGGACAGUGGGAAGAAGCUUCGCGGCAGUCUGACUUUGGGCUUUGCCUUUCUCCGGGCCUACAAUUGCUUGUCACUUCCCUUUCAUAUUUAUCAAGCAUAACAAAUUAGAAAGAAAACAGAAGAGGAAGAAGAAAAGUAACCGAGGAGGGAGGGAGGGAGGGAGAGGGGAAAGAAGAGGAGGGUCUGCAUCAAUCCGUCGUUUUCGUCCCUCAUUGCGAACGUUCCUCAAAUGCAAUGUUGUUCGCUUUGUUCUUAUUUUUCUCAGGGGGGAUUUUUGGUGAAGCCAAUUGUUUAUGAGAUCGCGUUGCCUAGAGGAGUUGUUGGUUUUUCUCGGUUAUGGGUUUCAGCCCAGUUAACGGUGGAAACAGCAGCAACGGGAGCAGUUGCUGUGAUAUGAGUCUCAAGUGCCGGUGUAGAUGGAGAUGGGAUCACUGUUUCCUCUCCUCGACAUUUCUCUUCAUUCUCGUCUCCUUUGUUGUGUUUGGAUCCGUGGCUACUCUUUACGCUUGGCUUAUUUUCUCUCCUUAUGAACGACCGUUUCUUUCUUCCUUCGGUUGCCAAGAUGAUUCUGAGGGUUCAUGGUCGGUCGGCGUCUUCUAUGGGGACUCUCCUUUCUCUUUGAAACCCAUUGAGUCUAAAAAUGUGUGGAAGGAUGAAAGCGCAGCAUGGCCCGUAUCAAACCCAGUUGUUACUUGUGCUUCAGUUUCAGAUGCUGGAUUCCCUAGCAACUUUGUGGCUGAUCCUUUUCUCUACGUUCAGGGUGAUAUGCUUUUUCUGUUUUACGAAACCAAGAAUUCAGUAACCUUGCAAGGAGAUAUUGGAGUUGCAAAAAGUACUGAUGGGGGUGCAACAUGGCAGCACUUGGGCAUUGCCUUGGAUGAGGAUUGGCAUCUCUCUUAUCCAUAUGUUUUUAACCAUCAUGACGAUAUAUACAUGAUGCCAGAAAGCAGUCAGAAAGGUGAAAUCCGUCUAUAUCGUGCAAUUAACUUCCCCCUGCAAUGGGCACUGCACAAGGUUAUCCUGAAGAGACCUCUUGUGGAUUCUGUUAUCAUAAACCAUGAUGGUAACUACUGGCUCUUCGGAUCAGAUCAUAGUGAUUUUGGAACCAAGAAGAAUGGGGAGCUGGAAAUCUGGUAUAGUAGCUCCCCCCUUGGUCCCUGGAAACCACACAAACGAAACCCUAUUUAUAACACUGAUAAGAGCUUGGGAGCUCGAAAUGGCGGUAGGCCAUUUAUAUACAAUGGAAAGCUUUAUCGUCUGGGUCAAGACUGUGGUGAAACUUAUGGGCGGCGAGUCCGUGUCUUCAAGGUGGAGGUUCUUACCAAAGAUGAAUAUAGGGAAGUUGAGGUCCCACUAGGCAUGGAAGAGCCUCAAAAAGGCCGUAAUGCUUGGAAUGGUGCUCGUUACCAUCACCUGGAUGUGCAACAGCUAAGCUCUGGUGAGUGGGUUGGAGUGAUGGAUGGAGAUCGUGUUCCUUCAGGAGAUUCUGUUUACAGGUUUGUCCUAGGCUCUGCUGCAUUUGCAGCUCUGGCUGCAUUGAUUGUACUAGUGGGAGUAUUGCUGGGUGCUGUUAAAUGCAUCAUACCCCUUAGCUGGUGCCCCCACAGCUCUGUAAAGAGAAGUGAUGCCUUUUCAGUUUGGGAGCGUCCACAUUUGUUCUCUUCCAAGCUGAGGCGGUUUUGUACUCGCUUGAACAGGACAAGUUCAUUUUUUAGAGGCCGGAUGAAGCCCAGCACCUGUGCUGGAAAAUCAGUUCUUGCUUUAAUAUUUGUAAUAGGGGUGUGGCUAACGUGCGUGGGGGUUAGAAAUAUAUAUGGUGGCAAUGGUGCAGAGGAACCUUACCCUUGGAAGGGUGCCUAUUCACAAUUCACAUUAAUAACAAUGACUUAUGAAGCUCGCCUAUGGAAUUUGAAGAUGUAUGUGAAACACUACUCAAGGUGUUCAUCGGUGAAGGAAAUUGUUGUGGUGUGGAACAAAGGCCAACCUCCUGAGUUGAGUGACUUUGACUCAGUGGUGCCUGUUAGGAUCAGAGUAGAAAAACAGAACUCUUUGAACAAUCGGUUCAAGUUAGAUCCAUUGAUAAAAACCAGGGCUGUUCUUGAACUGGAUGAUGACAUCAUGAUGACAUGUGAUGAUGUUGAACGAGGGUUCAGGGUAUGGCGGGAACACCCAGAUAGGAUAGUUGGCUUCUAUCCACGACUCAUCAAUGGGAACCCACUGAAAUACAGGGAUGAGAAGUAUGCUCGAACCCACAAAGGGUACAACAUGAUAUUGACAGGGGCUGCUUUCAUUGACAGUAAGGUAGCAUUCAAGAGGUAUUGGAGUGAAGAAGCCAAAGCAGGAAGGGAGGUUGUGGACAAAUACUUCAACUGUGAGGAUGUGCUUAUGAAUUUUUUGUAUGCCAAUGCUAGUUCAUCAAGGACAGUUGAGUAUGUGAAGCCCACAUGGGCCAUUGACACAUCAAAAUUGUCUGGUGCGGCAAUCAGCCGUAACACACAGGUGCAUUAUCAGAUAAGAAGUGAUUGCCUUCUCAAGUUCUCCGAGAUGUAUGGGACUCUGGCUAAUCGGAAAUGUGACUUUGACGGUCGGAAAGAUGGUUGGGAUGUAUAGGCAGAAGGAAUUAACAACAGGUGACUUGCCACCUAUCUUUUUCAUUUUGGGGUUUCUUUUUGCUCUUAUUCUAAUAUUUUGUUAUUAUUUUUUUCUUGUAAGCUGUAUCUAUUUUUUUUCCUUUUUUGGGGGCUGUGGUUUUUGGGGAUAUCAGUAGCUUUGGUUAGUUGAUGUACAUUAAUGGUAUCAUGUCUUUACUUUUUUAUGGGGUGAUGUUUGGUCAGUGUGGGCUUGGUUGAAAGGUUGGUUGGAUGUUGGCAUUCUAGAAACAGAAAGAAAAUCACAAUUUUGAGACCACUGAUGUGUGUCCUGAAUGCACGAAAUGCUUGGGAUGGUUUGAGGGCAAUCCUUUAGGAUUCUUUUGCCCAUUAAAGAACUGAGUAGUGCGAUAGUAUCUGAUUUGAUGCAACAAACAUUUUUGUGAAUUGUAGCAGCCUAAGCUGAAGUGGAUUAUGGAAAAGAAAGAAACUUCAGAAACAGCUUGAUCCAUCCGUUUGAGGUAUUAUUGUAUUAAUGCCUUAGUGGGAACCUAGAUGUGCAGCAUAAGUUCCCAUAAAACUUGAUUGUACAAGCGGUUGAAAGUAGUUCUAUUAUUUGUCAGAAGAAAUGUUUUAUUUAUUUUGUAGCUUUAAUGAAACAAAUAGUACUCUUCUCUCAUACUUUGGAAGAAAUAGAGAAAAAAGAUCUUAUGGGCUUGUGUGUGUGCAGUGUAAGUUCCCAUGAAAUUUGAUUGUACAAGCGGUUGAAAGUGAUUCUAUUAUUUGUUA
Molecule: messenger RNA, 3597 nt
Organism: Nelumbo nucifera (sacred lotus)
Lineage: Eukaryota; Viridiplantae; Streptophyta; Magnoliopsida; Proteales; Nelumbonaceae
Product: glucosamine inositolphosphorylceramide transferase 1-like
Cellular component (GO): membrane
Molecular function (GO): glycosyltransferase activity
Source: RefSeq, a predicted model, not a curated record